ACUUCCGGUGGCGGCAGCUGGAGCGGUUCGGCGUUCAUGGCCAGGUCCUCGAAGCUGGUGUGGGCUUCCUUUCAGCGUCAAAAGUUCCACACCAGUGGGAGUUGCUUCAAGGGCCGGACGGGCGCUGAGCACCUGUGGCUGAUGCGGCAUUUGAGGGACCCGUUUGUGAAGGCUGCGAAGGUGGAGAGUUACAGGUGUCGAAGUGCCUUCAAGCUCCUGGAGGUGAACGAGAGGCACCGGAUUCUGCGGCCUGGCCUCCGGGUGUUAGACUGCGGCGCCGCUCCUGGCGCGUGGAGCCAGGUGGCUGUGCAGAGUGUCAACGCUGCAGGCACAGAUCCCAGUGCUCCUGUUGGCUCUGUGCUUGGGGUAGAUCUCCUUCACGUGUCCCCCCUGGAAGGAGCAACUUUUCUGUGCCCUGCCGAUGUGACUGACCCAAGAACCUUGCAGAGAAUCCGAGAACUGCUUCCUGCUGGGAGAGCAGAUGUGAUUCUGAGUGACAUGGCACCCAACGCCACGGGGAUCCGGGGCCUCGACCACGACAGGCUCAUCAGCCUGUGCUUGUCCCUUCUGGACAUGGCUCCAGAAGUCCUGCACCCUGGGGGAACAUUGCUGUGUAAAACCUGGGCUGGAAGUCAAAGCCAUCGGUUACAGAAGAGACUGACAGAGGAAUUCCAGAAAACAAGGACUGUAAAACCUGAAGCCAGCAGGAAGGAAUCAUCAGAGGUGUACCUCUUGGCCACACAGUACCGAAGAGGGAAGGGGGAAGGUCUGUGAAGGAAUGAGAGUUUCUUCUGCGGUUUCUGGUUCUUUUUCACUGCAAAUGUAGCUUGAGCCCUUUCCUGAAGUGUGGCUGGGGAGAUCCGAGCUUGAUCUCGGAUGCAGCGGGCAGGACAAAUGGGGGACCUUUUUUUAAGCCCAAAAGAUGUGACAAACCUAUAUUCAGCGUCCAAGACAUAUGCUAAAAAAGUCUCUAUAACAUGAUUCGUGAAGAGGAAGAGAUAGGCAGAGAUUAAAGGAUGGGAAGGCAGACUGAGGGAAGGAUAAAAACACUGGCAGUCGGGCUUCCCUGGUGGCGCAGUGGUUGAGAGUCCGCCUGCCGAUGCAGGGGACACGGGUUCGUGCCCCGGUCCGGGAAGAUCCCACACGCCGCGGAGCAGCUGCGCCCGUGAGCCAUGGCCGCUGAGCCUGCGCGUCCGGAGCCUGUGCUCCUCAACGGGAGAGGCCACAGCAGUGAGAGGCCCGCAUACGGCAAAAUAAACCCAAACCAAACAAACAAAAAACACUGGGAGGCAGAGAAACAUACACAUGGACACCUUUAUGUAACUUUCUCUUCACACCCACGUUAGUAUGUUACAGAGAAACAGGCUUCCACCCUUGCUCCAAAACAACCCACAGGUUUCCAGGUGUUAUUUUGGGUUUACCGUGUAAUGUAGAAAAAAUCUGAAGUUUCAGUCUGGGCAUCUGUGUCCAUCUCUCUGGCGAAUGAUCUGGAAAUACAUCCAUUCUUCAAGCAGUGAGAGACCAAUCAGGGAAGACGUUUGGUAUGAAUUAUGCACGGGGUGGGUGUGCUUUGCUUUUCGCUGGGAUUGUUGCUGUCAUACUCCGGCCUCCAAAGACUUACAGGUAAGUGUGCCGGAGCAAGCGGAGAAGUGGUGUGUGCGUUUGUUUCCUUCUACUCUUCCGGGAACUCGAUGCAACUUUACAAAACAAUACAGGCCGUAUUACUUUAUGGAAUUCCAUGCUUUUAAGUUCAUCUUUUGAAAAAUUAAUUUCUUCAAAACCAUUUCCUGGAGGUAUGCUCAUCUCUUAAGAGUUUAUUGAUUGUAAUGAUGAUUAAAUGUGUAGACCGAAAAAAGAACGCACCACCUAAAA
This is a messenger RNA of Lagenorhynchus albirostris (white-beaked dolphin), 1872 nucleotides long. It is a transcript of the gene MRM2, whose product is annotated as mitochondrial rRNA methyltransferase 2. Gene Ontology annotation, cellular component: mitochondrion. Gene Ontology annotation, molecular function: rRNA (uridine-2'-O-ribose)-methyltransferase activity. Lineage: Eukaryota; Metazoa; Chordata; Mammalia; Artiodactyla; Delphinidae. Gene Ontology annotation, biological process: RNA methylation. The coding region runs from base 37 to 774 and encodes 245 amino acids. The transcript has 3 exons. The record is from RefSeq and is a predicted model, not a curated record.